This is a messenger RNA of Sorghum bicolor (sorghum), 1893 nucleotides long. Its product is annotated as phosphoglycerate mutase-like protein AT74H. The transcript is spliced from 4 exons. Gene Ontology annotation, molecular function: phosphatase activity. The record is from RefSeq and is a predicted model, not a curated record. The coding region runs from base 454 to 1491 and encodes 345 amino acids. Lineage: Eukaryota; Viridiplantae; Streptophyta; Magnoliopsida; Poales; Poaceae.
CCCGCAAAUCUAGAAGCACAGAGAUAAGAUAAGCCAAAAUUAGAUUCAAAAUCUCCGCCUCUCUUCGUGCCAUUUUGGGUGCUCGGAAACCGACGCGUCUCCUCCCGUCUCGCACCUGCUCCUCCCGUGACAGCGACGGCGGCAGCAGCGCCGAGAUAUUUUCAAUUUUCAUCAUUUCAACCCAAGGCUUUUAAAGCAUGCUUAUGCUUCCAACCUUAGGUCAGAAUAUAUUGAUCAUCUUGGAAUAAAGAAGGCACCUUCUUGUGUAAGGCUUGGCUGCCAGCGAGGCCGCCGAAUCCCGCGGCUUGUUUGCUCCAUGUCUCCAGCUGGUGAUCCGAGCUCCGCUGCCCGGAGGAACCCCACAAAAUAAAAAAAAACCUGCUUUCGCCGCGGCCCCACCCAUCAUCACCCAACCACCUCACCGGCUUUAUAUACCCCCCGCGCCAGCUACCCAUGUCACACGACACGGCAUCGCACCACCCCGUCGCCGCCGCAACAGGCCAAGCAGCAGCAGCACCACCACCGCCACCGGCAGCAGCGGCACACGACCCCGGCGGCGGAAGCGAGUGCCGGUUCUGCGAGAUGACGCGGCAGCACCAUCCGCAGUGUUCGCGGCGGCUGCCGAAGCGCAUCAUCCUGGUGCGGCACGGCGAGAGCCAGGGGAACCUGGACAUGUCGGCCUACACCACGACGCCCGACUACCGCAUCCCGCUGACGGCGCUGGGCGCGGAGCAGGCGCGCGCCGCGGGCCUCCGCAUCCACGACGUGGUGUCGUCGUCGUCGUCGCCGGGCGGCAACUGGAAGGUCUACUUCUACGUGUCCCCCUACGCGCGCACCCGCGCCACGCUCCGCGAGAUCGGCCGCGCCUUCCCUCGGGACCGCGUCAUCGGCGCCCGCGAGGAGUGCCGCGUCCGCGAGCAGGACUUCGGCAACUUCCAGGUCGAGGAGCGCAUGCGCGCCGUCAAGGAGACUCGCCAGCGCUUCGGCCGCUUCUUCUUCCGCUUCCCCGAGGGCGAGUCCGCCGCCGACGUCUUCGACCGCGUCGCCAGCUUCCUGGAGUCGCUGUGGCGGGACAUCGACAUGGGGAGGCUGGACCAGGACCCGAGCUGCGAGACGAACCUGGUGAUCGUCUCCCACGGCCUCACCUCGCGGGUGUUCCUCAUGAAGUGGUUCAAGUGGACGGUGGCGCAGUUCGAGCGCCUCAACAACUUCGACAACUGCGAGUUCAGGGUCAUGCAGCUGGGCCCCGGCGGCGAGUACUCCCUCCUCGUGCACCACACCAAGGAGGAGCUCCAGCAGUGGGGGAUGUCGCCGGAGAUGAUCGCCGACCAGCAGUGGCGCGCGUCGGCCAACCGACGCAGCUGGGCCGAGGAGUGCUCCUCCUUCAUCGACACCUUCUUCGAGGAGCCCAACGACUCGUCCGAGACCUCAUCCUCGGACGACGAAGAACCAGUGGACAAGGAGAAUGGCAAGACCAAGCUGCUCGAGUAACUAUAACAACUGUUCAUCCACCCAUUCACUCGCAUCCUUCUUCCUCUCUUGCUUCUUUGAAAUUCUUUCCAUUGGAUUGGAUGACGAUUUCUGCUACUAGUAGAUGAUUUGAGGAGCAGAGCAGAGCAGUGAUGGUGUAUUCAGCCAUUGCUGAUCUCUUUCUUUCUCAACAGUCAACAAACAGUCUGUAACAUGUUCAUAAUUAUAGCUAUUAGCUAGAAUGAUUGAAUUUGGGGGCAAAUUCAGAAAAUGCUGAAGAGGCAUACUACUACUAUUGCAUCUGAAGGUGCUAUAGCUCUAACUUGAUUCUUGUAUGUUCCUACUAGCUGGAGAACUGACAAAACUCACAAUGGCUGGCUGUCUUUGAUUAACUAAUAAAAUAAAGAUGGCUCCUUUUACCUA